UGGGGGUCGAUCUGGUCGACCUCUGCGUGGCCUCGCAGAAGAAAAUUAAUGAGGUCAUGGACACCAAGGAGGAGUUGCCUAUGUCGGUGGUGGAUUACAUGCUGCAGACGGGUGUGGCACCGUGCGGCAGCUCCUUCGGGAAUGAAGCCGAAGCCCACCAAAAAGGCAUGCACAGGACAGAAGUAGUGCGUGAAAAGUGGACGCAAAUACUACGACCACCAACCAAAGAGCAGUCGGAGGCCAAGGAUGCCGGGGAAGAAUCUGUCAUGCAGAGGAGCAAGAAAAUAGUUGAGCACAAUGGUUUGAAACUACCAGAGCACUGGGAAACGUACGACCUGGUGGACAAUACCGGCACUAUUCAG
This is a messenger RNA of Amoebophrya sp. A120, 362 nucleotides long. The record is from the annotation of a GenBank genome assembly. NCBI's taxonomy places the organism in Eukaryota, Dinophyceae, Syndiniales, Amoebophryaceae.